AUGUGCCGUUUUUCCGACAUGGAUUCCGAGGUGAAGUCCCAACUAAUUACAGGCUGCCUGUCGGAAAAAGUCCGCCAGAAGGGACUCAUGAACUCAGAUAUGUCACUACAUGAUUUAAUAAACUACGCAAGGACAACGGAGACGAUAGCGUCGCACCUACAAACAAUGCGACUGGAAGACAACAACACCGCUACUGCUACAACCGCCCCAAUAAACAAAGUCGCGGACGAACAGCGCCAACCAAGCAACUAUCCCCGGCAAUACCAGUGCAGGAAUUGCAACGGGAAAUACCCUCAUGAGCGGGGACCGACGUCUUGCCCUGCAUUUCAUACCCAGUGCACACACUGCGGAAUGUGGGGACACUUCACCUCUGUCUGUUUCAGAAGAUUAAACGACGGAGACAGACAACGGAAAACAAAUCGUCCCCCACGAACACAGACCAAUCGACUCUCAGUGAACCGCACUGAAAACGACCAACGGAACCCACAUAGCAGUGGUAGUGAUACAGAAUACGUGUUCCACACAGCUGGAGCUCGGAACUUCCCACCUCCAAUUGAAAUGGAUACUCCAGCAAACAGGAGUUCAUCUUUAUUUUUGGGGCUUCCCAACCAAAUAAAAGGGCAACUUGAUGAACAAUCACAAACUCUCCACAAAAUCAAUUCCACAAUCCAGAAACUUGAAGCUGAAAACGCUCUUUAUAAGUCCGAAGAUAGCUCGGAAAGUAGCUCAUCCGAAGAUUUGGCUUUAGAAUGGCUGUGGCCGGACCAAAAAAAAAAAAACCCUCUCAAAAAAAAAAAAGAAAAAAAAAAGAAAGCAUUGUAA
Acanthosepion pharaonis is the source of this 822-nucleotide messenger RNA. The record is from the annotation of a GenBank genome assembly. Lineage: Eukaryota; Metazoa; Mollusca; Cephalopoda; Sepiida; Sepiidae.